This is a messenger RNA of Sebastes umbrosus (honeycomb rockfish), 3413 nucleotides long. It is a transcript of the gene selenoo2, whose product is annotated as selenoprotein O2. Lineage: Eukaryota; Metazoa; Chordata; Actinopteri; Perciformes; Sebastidae. The record is from RefSeq and is a predicted model, not a curated record. The transcript has 9 exons.
GUCGCUGUUAACAAGCAUUUCUGAAAGUUACAAACAGUCCCUUUAAAUCCUUUAGGUGUAGUUUUUCAAACUAUUCUGAUGGCUUGAGGCUUUUAUUUAUGGACUAAAUAUCUUCUUCUAUUACAUUUUUGCCAACUUUUUUAUUCUUGUUCAUGCUCCUGAACACUGUCUGCCGUAUUACAAAGUGCCAUAGUCUACACACUAACGCCCCCACACAGCCCUGAUCCUGACUGAGUGGGUGGUGUUAAACCUCAGUCCUCAUGGAGCCCUCUCAGUGCACGUCCACGGCUCUGGAGCGCCUACCGUUUAACAACACCGUGCUGAAAAAGCUGCCGGUGGACGACUCCGAGGAGCCCGGGUCCCGGACAGUCCCAGCGGCCUGUUUCUCCAGACUUGGUACUCUUCAGCCCCUGGUGCGUCCGACCUUCGUGGCCCUGUCCUGCUCAGCGCUGGCUCUGCUGGACCUCAGUGUGCAGGAUGUGUUGGGUGAUCCCCUGAGCCCGGAUUAUCUGAGCGGCUCCAGGCUGCUGCCGGGCUCCCAGCCGGCUGCGCACUGCUACAGCGGCCACCAGUUCGGCCUGUAUGCGUCCCAGCUGGGGGAUGGAGCGGUGAUGUACCUGGGAGAGGUAGAGUCGGCCACCCACGGGCGAUGGGAGAUUCAGGUGAAGGGUGCAGGAGUCACACCGUACUCCAGAGAUGGCGAUGGCAGGAAGGUGCUUCGCUCCAGCAUCAGAGAGUUCCUGUGCAGCGAGGCCAUGGCCGCCCUGGGGAUACCCAGCACCCGUGCAGCCUCCCUCGUGACCUCUGAUCUCUACGUCAGCAGAGAUCCACUCAACAGUGGGAGGCGCAUCCCUGAGCGCUGCUCAGUCGUCCUGCGUGUCGCCCCCUCCUUCAUCAGAUUUGGAUCUUUUGAGAUCUUUCUGGGCCGAGAUGAUUUCUCGGGCCUGCAGGGUCCCAGUGCAGGGCGGCAUGACAUUCGCGCUCAGCUGCUGGAUUAUGUCAUUGAGACUUUUUAUCCUUGCAUCCAGCAGACCAAUCGGAAAGACAGGAACAUGGCAUUCUUCAGAGAGGUGAUGACGCGAACUGCUAAGCUAGUGGCCCAGUGGCAGUGUGUUGGUUUUUGCCAUGGCGUCCUUAACACAGACAACAUGAGCAUCUUGGGUCUUACUCUGGAUUAUGGCCCCUUUGGUUUCAUGGACAGAUUCGAUCCAGAUUUCGUCUGCAACACCUCGGACAGAAGAGGGCGCUACUCAUACCGAGCCCAACCAUCUGUGUGCCGCUGGAAUCUGGCUCGCCUGGCGGAGGCGCUGGGCUCUGAGCUGGAUGCACCCCAGGCGGGGGCUGUCCUGGAUGAAUUCGCACCCACAUACGAAGCCUUCUACCUGAGCAUCAUGAGGAAAAAGCUGGGCCUUGUGAGAAAAGAAGAGGCAGAGGACAGCGAGAUCAUAUCAGACCUACUGCGUGUCAUGCACAACACUGGUGCAGAUUUCACCAACACCUUUCGCCUGCUGAGCCGCGUCCCCUGGCCAGAGGAGGGCGACAUUGAGAGGGCCACAGUGGGGCCAGUAGUGGACCUCAUCCUAGAGCAGUGUGCCUCUAUUGAGGAGCUAAAGGUGGCUAAUAAGCCAACUAUGGAGGACCGUGAAUUGGCGAUGAUUCUGUCCAUGGCACAAACCAACCCGGUCAUGUUUGGGAUGGUGGCAGACCAACCAGCUGUGUCCCAGCAGCUGGAACAGAUGGGACGGCUAAAGGAGCUGCUGGAGACGGAUCAGAACGAGCUUAAGAAAAAGCAGCGCGAUGACUGGAUUCGCUGGGUUAGCCGAUACAGGAGGCGUUUAGCCAGGGAGUCUGACGGCACAAGUGACUUGUCUCUCAUCAAAAAGGAGAGGCUCAUUGUGAUGAACAGCACCAACCCCCAUGUCGUCCUACGCAACUACAUCGCCCAGAAUGCAAUUCAGGCUGCAGAAAAGGGAGACUUCUCCGAGGUCAACACAAUCCUCAAAGUUCUGGAGAAACCAUAUUCUGAUGCAUUUGGGUUGGAGCCUUUGGAUGGACCUAAUGCAUGUGGUGAAAAGGAGCAGAACGGGAGGGAACUCUCCUAUAACAGGAAACCUCCCACCUGGGCACAGAGGAUUUGUAUCACCUGAUCAUCGUAGAGGCUCACAGACAGGUGAAGGAGAGAGGUCUGUUUCCACCGGUGGACCACUAUAGGCUUCAGUUUUCAGAGCGAACAAAAUGUGUCAGUACUGUUGCUACUCUUGCUGUUCUCCACUUCCACCUCAGACUUUCUUUCCUUCUUCCUGAAAGGAGGAUGUCAUGUAACUCAGAGUGUUCCAGUGUUCAUCAGUAUGAUCAUAGAUCAAUGUUUGUGUGAUCAUGAUGCUUUUAUUGCAGCGUUUAGAGCUGUUGAUGCAUAAUAUAUAGACAGUUUUGCUAAAGCUCAAUUUGUCCAAAUUUGACAGAUUGGUCACCCCUACGUUGCAACCCGUUCUCACUCCCAAUUUGUCAAAUACCGCAGCUUGAUCACAGCGGCCCUCGCCGUCUGAUACAGAUGCUGUCAACUAACUUCAAUGUAAACCCACCCACAUCAUUAUCAGACAGUCAGAGCAACUGAUGUAGGCCUUAACACAUCAGGGGCAUGAGGAAUAAACAACACAAAAAGGUGAAAUACUCGCCUGCGAAUGUUAUACGUCUACGGCUUUUAUUGUGAAAGGUAAGAACGGAAGGAGUGGAUCUGGUCUGCGCUGUUCAAGGUUCAAGGUUGAACGGAGUCAUACAAUUUGUAAUUGUAAUAAGUUUGAAGCGUAGGGCCACUGACCAAGCCUCGUAUUUGACGAGUUGGGAGUGAGAAGGUUUUGCUAAAGUAGUCGAUGAAUUUGCUGAUGAAGUAUGACGGCUCAGAUGUCCAGUCACACAAUGACCUGUCUGGGUCUGAAACACAGGAACACACUGACAUCAGUUAUUUACAGAUAGUGGACUUAAAAGGUCAACAUAUUAAUAAUCAAAUAUGAGCAAAAUGAUUAGUUUCUUAAAGCUACUUUAUAUAGAAUAAAUAGAAUGAUUGUUGGUAUUUUGUUUCUCAAAUUUUGAAAUAAAAGAUUACGCAUUGUUUGUCAUAAAGUGUGUUAAUUAAAUGUUAUACAUACGAGGCAUUAGCUCAGUAUCUUAAAGGACCUGGAAACAUCAGUUUCUUGCCAAACUUGGAACAGUGUUUUGUGUUUUUUAAACAUGAGGAUAUCUGAAUACGUGUUUUAUUUUUGCUUUCCUCACUGGUUUGAAGUGGCCAGGGCCUAAUUAGAAAAAGGUGAUGUCACAAAUUCCCGUGCAACGUUUAAAUCAAAUGUAUAGCAGUGGGGUUGUUAAGUCAUUAAUUUAAUAUUUAUUCAUUUCAAUUGCAUAAACUGCCAGUAUAG